This is a messenger RNA of Spea bombifrons (plains spadefoot toad), 1605 nucleotides long. Its product is annotated as tubulin beta-4B chain. The record is from RefSeq and is a predicted model, not a curated record. Lineage: Eukaryota; Metazoa; Chordata; Amphibia; Anura; Pelobatidae. Gene Ontology annotation, biological process: mitotic cell cycle; microtubule cytoskeleton organization. The coding region runs from base 103 to 1440 and encodes 445 amino acids. Gene Ontology annotation, molecular function: GTPase activity; structural constituent of cytoskeleton; GTP binding. Gene Ontology annotation, cellular component: microtubule; cytoplasm. The transcript is spliced from 4 exons.
CAAUAAAAGGAGCACUGCAAGACGGUUAGAGUCAGUUGCUCUCGGAAGCCUUCGGGGAUUGAGAUUUAGAGCAGAUAUCCAACAAACCUUCACCCCGGCAACAUGAGGGAAAUCGUGCACCUGCAGGCUGGCCAAUGCGGCAACCAGAUCGGGGCUAAGUUCUGGGAAGUAAUCAGUGAUGAGCAUGGAAUUGACCCAACUGGCACAUACCAUGGAGACAGUGACCUGCAGCUGGAAAGAAUUAAUGUUUAUUACAAUGAAGCCACAGGUGGCAAGUAUGUUCCCCGCGCUGUGCUUGUGGAUCUUGAGCCUGGAACUAUGGACUCUGUAAGGUCCGGACCCUUUGGCCAGAUCUUCAGGCCAGAUAACUUCGUUUUUGGUCAGAGCGGUGCUGGUAACAACUGGGCCAAGGGUCACUACACAGAAGGAGCAGAGCUGGUUGAUGCUGUGUUGGAUGUUGUGAGGAAGGAAGCAGAAAGCUGUGACUGUCUCCAGGGCUUCCAGCUCACCCACUCUCUUGGAGGUGGCACUGGCUCUGGUAUGGGAACCCUCCUUAUUAGCAAGAUCAGAGAAGAAUACCCAGACAGAAUCAUGAACACUUUCAGCGUUGUGCCCUCCCCAAAAGUAUCCGACACUGUAGUAGAACCUUACAAUGCCACCCUCUCUGUGCACCAGCUUGUAGAGAACACAGACGAAACCUACUGCAUAGAUAAUGAAGCCCUUUAUGACAUCUGCUUCAGAACCCUGAAACUGACCACCCCCACCUAUGGUGACCUGAACCAUCUGGUGUCGGCCACCAUGAGUGGAGUAACCACCUGCCUGCGUUUCCCUGGCCAGCUUAAUGCUGAUCUGAGGAAGCUGGCUGUUAACAUGGUGCCCUUCCCUCGUCUGCACUUCUUCAUGCCUGGCUUUGCCCCACUUACUAGCCGUGGCAGCCAGCAAUACCGCGCCUUAACCGUGCCAGAGCUAACUCAGCAGAUGUUCGAUGCAAAGAACAUGAUGGCUGCCUGCGAUCCUCGUCACGGCCGCUAUCUCACCGUGGCUGCCGUCUUCCGAGGCCGCAUGUCUAUGAAGGAAGUGGACGAACAGAUGCUCAAUGUUCAGAACAAGAACAGCAGCUACUUCGUCGAAUGGAUUCCCAACAACGUUAAGACCGCUGUGUGUGACAUCCCACCCCGCGGCCUGAAGAUGUCCGCCACCUUCAUCGGUAACAGCACGGCCAUCCAGGAGCUGUUCAAGCGCAUCUCCGAGCAGUUCACAGCCAUGUUCCGUAGGAAGGCUUUCUUGCACUGGUACACCGGAGAGGGCAUGGAUGAGAUGGAGUUCACUGAAGCUGAGAGCAACAUGAACGACCUGGUGUCGGAGUACCAGCAGUACCAGGAUGCCACGGCCGAGGAGGAGGGAGAGUUUGAGGAGGAGGCUGAGGAAGAGGGAGCAUAAGGCAGUGUAACAGUUCUGUAAAUUUAUGUUCAAAGUCUUCAUUCUGUUAACUAAAGCCUGUUACUGAUGUUCAUGUCUCUUUAUUUGUCUCCUUGUUUCACUUUCUCCUGUUAUGUUACAAGCUGUACAGUCCUUACAUCACCAUUAAAAGCAUUUUUCAUAGUU